Molecule: messenger RNA, 34273 nt
Organism: Porites lobata
Lineage: Eukaryota; Metazoa; Cnidaria; Anthozoa; Scleractinia; Poritidae
Source: the annotation of a GenBank genome assembly
GGCUAUACCGUCCCGCUGUCUCCUGAUACGAGCUUACCGGUCGAAAAAUUACAAUUGUUGACCUUCACACCAACAGUUUACGUGCCGACGAGUUCUGGUGAGAAAAUUUCUCUGUAAAAUGACCAUUUAUGGAGCAAGUCGAAAAUCGCUUCAAAGUGGCUGAAGAGUUUGAUAGCUAAUGUGAAUUAUUGAAAUUGUUAAUAAUUAUUAAUAAUUUAAAAUUGACUUUCCACCGUUUGACUCUAUGGUAAACGACAUCACCGAGAUGUGUGACUUCUGUUUUGUUUUUCGUUUUUCGUUGACACACCACGGGGAAAGAUUCCAUAUGAAGCAGACACUGAAAUCAAAGUAUAAAACAUUUUUGUUUGGUAUAGAAAAUUCGGACUAUUAUGCCGUAAUAUCUGGAGUGACAAAUUGCUCUAAAUUUUGGUGCGAAAUCUCAGCGUUUACACAUAAUUUCAAAAUCGCUAUGGUAACGUUCCGAAUGGCUCCGCAGUGCCAAUAUGGCGUCACCGUUUCAAGAAAGAGCUGCUAGACACAGGAAUGACUCCGAUCUUUUAUUGAAAGAUAGAAAACGUAAUGAGAUAAUAAUUUAAAAUUGACUUUCCACCGUUUGACUCGAUGGUGAACGACAUCACCGAGAUGUGUGACUUCUGUUUCGUUUUUCGUUGACACGUCACGGGGAAGGAUACCUGGUAAAGCAGACACUGAAAUCAAAGUAUAAAACAUUUUUGUUUGGUAUAGAAAAGAAAAUUUAUAGAAUAUAAAUUACAGUUAAUGAUACAACCUUUAGCUUAUUAGAGUCUAGCUAACAGUAAACAAUAAUGUAUUGGUAAAUGCUAGAAAUACAAGGGUACUAAGGUCAUUUAGCCCACAUGGCUUCACGUGCAGUCAAUUUAUUGUCCAAUAACAGCGCUGAUUUUUCUCCCUGUCAAUCAAAGUAUGAUCGUCCGUUUGCUUUGGUUCUUUGAAUCAUUCAGUUCUUCAGCUUUGACAAGAAUCACAAUUUUCAAGCUAGUUGGCACUGUUUUCUACGAGAAUUACAGUAUUUCUUUCGUUGAUAUCUCAACAUCCUGUCUGAGUUCAGUACAGUUUUACCUGCCAUCAUGUCAUCGUCGAGGAAAAGAAGCAACCAGCAACGAAAUAGUGAGCAUCCAGUACCACGAGGUCGACCACCGAAGCGCCGCGCCGAAACCAGUCAAAACCCAAAUCAGCGCCAGAAUCAUCUUGUUCUUUCAAAUCAAGUGCCUAGUAUAGAUAACAACCCACACAGCCGUGGUAACUUGCAGCUCUUCUCUGCGGAUCAACUGGAAACGCUGAGAACCAUGAUAGAAGACGAGGUUGCCGAGUCAAGCCGCGAUAUCGCCACUGAAGCAGCUCGUGCCGCCGUGACUGCUCCACGGAACCAAAACUCUGUAGCUGUCGGUACAACUCCACAAAGACAUACAAAUCCAACAGGAGACACCGAUCCACCAAGGCAUACAACUUCACCAGGCGAUCCAAAUCCACUUUGUGACAACACUGAGUCACCACAACUGCCAGCAUUUUCCGUCCCAAACCAGGACAUCCCUGCGUCGUACGUGAAAGAUAUCCAAAGUGGUGAGUUUUUUGAUCUGUCAAAAUUGUUACCAAAAAACCUCAGCAUGUAUGACGAGGAUGUUAAUUUAACAUUGACUCUCGACAACUCAGCUAUUAAGGUUACCAAGAAGAGAAAAAGCAGCCCGUCUCAAAUAACAGAAAUUGAACAAUGGACGACGGCGUUCACUACGUACAUGAGUGUAUUCACUUACAAAUACCCCUUAAGGGCCCAAGAGUUUUUGCAAUACUUGGGUUUAAUCAGAUAUGCAGCUAGAGUCCAUAAGGGACUAGGGUGGGCUAUUUACGACCACAAAUUUCGGCAAAAGGCCAGUCUUGACAAGUCUCUUGUAUGGUCGCAGAUAAAUCAGCAUUUGUGGCUGACUAUUUUUACGGUGUCACCUUUGGCACUAAAAGAGGAGUAUCCUCUUUUCAAUAGUGGAGGCAUUUUCCACCAAUAUAACAGAGUUGGUGUCUGUAGUAGGGGCCAGUGCGAGUACCAACACAUCUGUAAUAGAUAUUAGGGCCAACACCCAGGGCGGGACUGCAGUAGGGACCGCAGCAAAGGAGGCUAUGUCAGGGAUCAGGACAAGAAAACCUAUGCUAGGGCUGGCGAGGAGGUCCACCGUCCCCCCAAAUCUAGUAGUUCCUCAGGUCACCACAAAUUAUGAGUUUGCUAGGUCACUCCCCACUCCUAUUAAUGUAAAUAGAGUUGAGAUUGCUUUAGCUGAUCACCCCAACAGGGUUUUUGUUUCUAAUUUAUUGCAAACCUUUAAACUUGGAGCUAAUAUAGGUUUCUUUGGGUAACGUUCCCCAAGAUUUUCAAGAAACCUGCCUACUGCUUUGGCCCAACCUGACAUUGUGAAGGCCAAUUUAGAUAAGGAAGUAUCUCUGGGUCGGUUAGCGGGCCCCUUUUCAACACCAUCAUUUCCCAAUUUUCAAGUACUCACCUAUCGGGCAGUAUUAUAGAGUAGGUGCCAUCUUAUAAAUAAGUUGCUCGGUGUCCAUCUGUCGCACAAUUUAUCGUGGUCUAUUCACUGCGACUAUAUUGUGAAGAGAGCACGCAAGCGUCUCUACGUUUUGCGUGUCUUAAUGAAAUCAGGCCUCCCACCAGCUGAUCUCAUUCAGGUUUAUUGUAGCCUUGUAGGGCCCAUUUUAGAAUAUGCAUCUCCGGUGUGGGCCGCGUUACCCAACUCUCGGGUUCAAUUGGUGGAAAGCGUGCAGAAGUCUGCACUAGGAAUAAUUUUUCCAGAUUGCUCUUAUGAGUCGGCACUCGUGUGCUGUGGUUUGCCUACACUGUUGUCGCGCCGUGAUGAGGCUUGCGGGCGUUUUAUAUCUAACGUCAAGGAGUCCGGGUUCCUUUCACACCUGCUGCUGCAGCCCACGAAUGUCGCUCAUGGGUACGGGUUGAGGUCGGGUUUUUCCCGUUCUGAAUUCCGCCUUGUCAGAACGGACCGCCUUAGUAGUUUUGUUACCCACAGUUACAAUAGGAUUUAAUUGUUUUUGCCUUCUUGCCAUGUGUAAUUAUGUGUUCUGCGUAUUCUUGACCUCCCUUGUAAUUUAGUGUUAUACACUACCAAAGGGUUUAAUAAACUGAUUAUUAUUAUUAUUAUUAUUAUUAUUAUUAUUAUUAUUAUUAUUAUAGGAUUAGGACCUAAAAAGUACUCGGAUAAGUUCCGCACUAUUUUUCACUUCUCAUUCCCGAAGUCAGGUGUCACUAGCAUAAACUAUUCAAUUUCAAAGGAAGAUUUUAGCCUGAAUUACAUCACCAUUGACACAGCUGUUGAAGGAAUCUUAGCAAAUGGUCGUGGUUGCUUCCUUGCUAAGACUGAUGUGGAUUCUGCCUUUCGUCUCAUACCCAUAAGGCUAUGUGACUAUGAGCUCUUUGGCAUGCAGUGGGAAGGGAAAUUCUACUAUGAUAAGGUUCUCCCCUUUGGUUUAAGGAGUGCACCCUUUCUGUUUAAUCAGCUCUCAGAAGCAGUUAAGUGGCUUCUUCUCAAUCACUGUGGCAUCUCUUUUGUUUGCUACAUUUUAGAUGAUUUUCUUGAUAUUGACCCCCCAUCGCCUCGCCCCACAACUUAGCUUGUCAACAGAGCUUAUCUAGCAUGUUGGUUACUUUUAAGAAUCUGGGAAUUCCCAUCGCACCCCAUAAGACACAAGGUCCUUCUACAACCCUUGAAUUCAUAGUGAUUGUUCUUGAUUCUGACCGCAUGGAGGCACGCUUUCCUCCUGAUAAGGUCCAACGUCUCACUUCCUGUUUCACUGAAUUUUUAAAAAGGCAGAAGGUCCUGCACACUCAAGGAACUACAGUCUCUUAUUGACUCUUUCAACUUUGCUUGCAAGGUUAUUCCGCAACGUAUGAUCCAACUCACUAGGAACGUCUCUUUACCUCACCGUCGUAUUAAGUUGAGCAAGGGUUUCUUUAAAGAUCUUAGGAUGUGGGAGGAUUUUAUAAGCAAUUGGAAUGGGGCAGUGUUUUUUUAUGCCUUCUCAUUGGGUCACUUCAGUUUUCUUGUCUCUGUACACAGAUGCCUCUGGUUCUCUGGGAUUUGGGAGCAUUUUUCAAACCCACUGGUUUCAGGGCUCAUGGGAACCCCAUCAAAAACUAGGUCAGCCAGGGAUCUCCACUGCAUGGCAAGAAUUGUUUGCCUUUGUUGUUGCUUGUCAUCUAUGGGCCAAUUUUUUCUCAAACAAGCACAUUCAGUUUUUCUGUGACAAUGAAUCAGUUGUCAGUAUUGUUAACACAAAGAGGUCCCGUAUCCCAAGGGUCAUGGACCUUGUUCGUCAUUUGACCCUUCUGACUCCAAGGUUCAAUUUUUGUAUUAGAGCUGAGCACAUAGAGGGUAAGAGGAAUGACAUGGCUGACUCCCUCUCUCGUUUUCAGAUGGAUCGGUUCAGGGAGCUAGUACCCCAUGCCAACCGAGAUCAAUGUCUGGUCCCACCCGAACUCCUGAAGAACUCCUUGCUAAAUCGGUCAAGCAUUCCACUAUCAAGGGAUACUUGGCAGCAGUCCGUCAUUUUCACAUCCGCCACGGCUACCAGCUUAACCUGAAGAAGUUCCAUCGCUUGCACCUUGUCUGCCGUGGCAUUAAGAGAUCUCAAGGUAGCUCAAUCAGAACUCGUUUGCCAAUUACAAUAUCCCACCUCAAAUUUUUCUACUCCCUUCUAGCAAUCAGGUACACUUCAAAUUAUGACUCUGUAAUGAUCUGGGCUACUAUGACGUUAGCUUUCUUUGGUUUCAUGCAGUUAGGUGAACGGACAUGUAACUCCCAAUUUAACUCUGAUGCUCAUCUUACACCUCUUGAUAUUAUCUUUCACUCAUGUCUCUCCAACUCCUCUCAUCUUUUAGUCAAAGUCAAGGUUUCUAAAACUGAUCCCUUCAGGAUGGGGCAUACCCUUUUAAUAGGACAAACUAAUCAGAGUAUCUGCCCUGUAUAUGCAAUGAAGCAUUAUCUUACCAGGAGGGGAAUUACACCUGGACCUCUUUUUAUUUUUGCUUCGGGACGUCCACUGACUAAGGGUGCAUUAACUGCUGAGUCUAGGCAACUUCUCUCUCAUUUCGGUUUUCAAGCAUCAGAUUAUGCCGGUCAUAGCUAUAGAAUUGGCGCAGCGACAGCUGCAGCUUCAGCGGGCCUUCCCCCAGGGUUGGUUAAAACAUUAGGCAGGUGGUCAUCUGAUUGUUAUGAGAGAUACAUCCAAUGCCCACAGGCAGUUUUAUCUGGGGUUGCUUUGAAAGCUACUUCAAAACUCAAGUUAGUUAUUGUUUACAUUGUUUGUGCAGCAACAGCUGCAGCCUCAGCAGGCCUCCCCAUGGUUGGUUAAAACAUUAGGAGGGUAGUCAUCUGAUUGUUCUGAGAGAUACAUCCAAUGCUCACAGUCAAUAUUAUCUGGGGUUGCUUCGAAGCCACUUCAAAACUCAAGUUAGUUACUGUUUACAUUGUUUGCAUGGAGUGGUUAACCCAUUUUAUUUACUGGUGUGUAAUUGUGCAAGGUUGUUUCAUACUAAAUUUUUACUAUUCAGUGCUUUACACAGUAUCUGAUAUUUUCAUGAGCUUCAGUUCAUUGGGUCUUAGACAAAACCACUCUAUGCAUCUUUAUUAAAGCUUAUCAUAAAUGGCUUUAGCAUAUCAUUUAAUAUUUGUUCUGUUCGUCUAUGGGGAAUACACUUUGUGUAUUUUUGUGGAUUAAGUGUUCCCAUGCUGGUCACACUUUCACCCAUAGACUAAUGGCAGCUAUUCAUUCUGGGGAUCGGUACCCCUAUAACUGUGUUGCCAUGGGAAUGAGUGUUAUCCCGGAGGAUUAUCACCUCCUGUAGGGGAUUACUACCCCUUCCGCGGCCAAGGGAUUAUCACCCUUGAGAGAGAAUUAUCAUCUCUCUUUGUUGCAUAAUAUUAGCUUUAGACCAACAUGUUAUGUCAGCAAUUUUGCGACUGGACUGCUUAAUCCCCUACCCCUUUACGCCACAAAGUGUGUUCAUAUUCCUGUCUUAGCUAAGGGGUUGAUAGCAUUAAAUAUAAAUUACAGUUAAUGAUACAACCUUUAGCUUAUUAGAGUCUAGCUAACAGUAAACAAUAAUGUAUUUGUAAAUGCUAGCAAUACAAGGGUACAAAGGUCAUUUAGCCCGCAUGGCUUCACGUGCAGUCAAUUUAUUGUCCAAUAACAGCGCUGAUUUUUCUCCCUGUCAAUCAAAGUAUGAUCGUCCGUUUGCUUUCGUUCUUUGAAUCAUUCAGUUCUUCAGCUUUGACAAGAAUCACAGUUCCCUCCCACCCGUCCCUUUGUAUUGGUAGGAUUUUACAAUUAGUAGUACUCAAAGACAAUGUAUGAAGCCUUAAUAGUUAUAGUUUUUUACAAAAAAACAAAACAAAACAAAAACAUAGUCACAACAAUCUUCAAGGACAGGAACUUUGGCAAGUUGACUUAUUGUCAAAUGUCAAUAAUAUAUAUUCCUAUACAAGAUAGAAUAUUGUUAUUGUUAUUGCUAAUAUUUUGUGGCUCAUUAAGACGUGUUUAAAUUUGUUAAAGGUACAAUAAAGUCAGGGUUCGGGAUUAAGUGCUCCCAUGCUGGUCACACUUUCACCCAUAGACUCAUGGCAGCUAUUCAUUCUGGGGAUCGGUACCCCUAUAGCUGUGUUGCCAUGGGAAUGAGUGUUAUCCCGGAGGAUUAUCACCUCCUGUAGGGGAUUACUACCCCUUCCGCGGCCAAGGGAUUAUCACCCUUGAGAGAGAAUUAUCAUCUCUCUUUGUUGCAUAAUAUUAGCUUUAGACCAACAUGUUAUGUCAGCAAUUCUGCGACUGGACUGCUUAAUCCCCUACCCCUUUACGCCACAAAGUGUGUUCAUAUUCCUGUCUUAGCUAAGGGGUUGAUAGCAUUAAAUUCCAAAACUCAGAGCAAAAAUUAAGAAAAAGAGACGAAUAUUCAGUGUUCAGUAGCAAUGAGGAAAUUUUAUCACAGCGUUCACGAGAAUACAACUAGAAUACUCUGAGCUAUUUGGGUAUGUAACGACUGAUUGGUUAAUGAGUAGGAAUGGCGGGCUCCGAACGCUGAUUAAACGCUAUGGUUAAAUUUUCAUUGUCAAAACUCAGAAGUCAUGUUGAAAAUUUUUUAAGGUCGAGUUUGAAAUAUGACUUGGCAAGUGUAAUUUGAUGAAGCGAGUUGAAAAUAUACGGCGAGCAAGGUCAAGUAAAAGAGUUGAGUUUAAAAAAUAAAAGACGAGUGUAAAAACGUUUUCCAAUGAUGCGAAAUCUGAAGGAAGAGUGUAAAAUUUUAUAUUCGGCUAUAAAUUUCAAGUAGAAAUUUAAAUGAUGAAUUUAAAAUUCAAACAAUGAAUUUUGGCGGGGAUCGUACGCCAUAAAUUUAGGACGGUUUUGUAUUCAUUUUAUUUUAUGAAUUUUUCUGGUAGUUCCAUCCUGUUUUUGUACUGUUUUUUUUUUUACAAUUUUUACCCUGUUCUUGCAUUUUUGCAUCCUAUCUCUGAUGUAUUUUCAUAAUACAUGCGUGCUUUUGCUUUUCUACUUCUGUGGUAUUUUAAUACUAUUUUCAAAGUAUUUUUAUUGUAUUUGCAAAUACGAGUAUCAUGAUUUUACUAAAUUUCAAAACCGAUUAAACAGCUAUUAAAAUAUAUUUUGAAACAUAACAUUUUAAUAGCGUUUUAAACAUGUUAAAACAUCUUUAAAAUCAGUCGAAAAAUAAAUAUCUUUUUGUACCCAUUUUAAACCUGCUUUUUUCAAAAUACGUUUAAAAUACGUUUAAAAUGGUCAUCAAAAAUAGUUUUAGCGUAGACGGCGGGCGGGAGAAAUUGCUUCCGUUUACUAAAAUAGCAAAAGAAAUGAAUCGAUAACAUUGGCGAGCAAAUAAUCGUUAUAAAUAUUUGGAAAACCGAUGGAAAAGGUUACAUAUGUUUGGAAAAUCAAGCUUUCUCGACCUUGAACCUUCGGCAAUGAUUCAUGCCGACUCCGUGUCAUUUCUCACCUCUACUGAUGAUCGAAUUCAGAAGUAUUCGUCGAUGUUUGGCUUUUCCUGGACAAAUCCAUCUGUAAAUUCUCAGUGGUCAGGAGCCCAUCAAAUGGAGCCUCCAUCUCCAUUAAUUUCUUGAGUCAACCCUUUCCCGAGUAGAUUUAUAAAUAGAACGGCUAGUUUCCCGCGAAAAGUGUCAUAUUUCCGUGAGUCUCGUGUGACACCGUGAAAAAAUAAAAUUGGAUGCAGUCGAACUCAGAAGCCCGUCCUUCGACCGUUUUCCUUUUUUCCUUCUCGUCCAUUGUUACAGCCGCUGGGAUCUGGGUAUCAUGAAAUAAAAGUUAAUGAAUUACCCGACUGAGACUGAGCAUGAAGCGAUGGGACAAAGGCAGUGAACUGAGGAUCACGGCAAGGUUAUCUUUGCGAGUGUUUAUAUUGCUGUCAUACAUCCCACAUUUAAGCAUGCACCUUGAAAAGAGUCGACGAUUAAGCGUUAUGUGGACGAUUUGGAACUUCUCGAUGAUCAGCGCCGAAAAAGUGCCAGGAUCAUUUGAUUUUUGUCAUCACCGUAAGUAGCAACUAACGAGGAAUGCUUCAGUUCCGAAAUUUGAGAAAUUGCAGUCUUCCUUUACAAAUGACUUGUAUCACCAUGAGAGUUGCCUGAUAAAUCUGGCACUUGAAAAGUUGAACAGAUGACAACAGUUGCUCGACCGUGAAGCUAACUCAAAAGUAAUUUGCUAACGGAGGAAUUUGUGACAUCGCGCUACAGUCCAAAGACCCACUUAUCUCAAGAAAAACAAAAUGGAUUGUAUCUGCGCCAAAAGAAUUAUGACUGACUAACGGGACAAUUCUCAGCAGUUAAUGUAGAAGUUUAGGCUCAAUUCCUUCCUUCGAAUUCGCAUCUGUAGAUCACUUUUUUGCGAGAAUACAAUGGCUGAACCCGGCGUUACAAAACAUAGCAGGGAAUCAUCACACUAGCUGACGGACAAAACAAACACAAGGACUACAAGUAUUUAUUCAGAUAAAGGCAUUUCGGAAAAAAAAACCUUGAAAAACUAGAAAUUUGAUUAAUACUGAGUCAUUUAGCCGAAAUAAGAACCUUGACGCUCAAAAAAAUUGGCUAAAGAAAACGAAUCCUAUCAGAACUACAGACUGCAGAUAGUAGUAUCAUUAUGCAUGUAACAGACCAGCUUCAUGGCCUCUUAAUGUGAGACAAGCAACCACAAUUAAGAUUAAAAUAGUCAGAGUUUAAAAUUCUCCACAGUAUAAUCUACCCGCUAGAAAGAAAAGAAGAAAGAAAAUCUCUGAGGGAUGAAAACGCUAAAGUCACGUUUCACUAGCUUAUGAUUGUGUUUGGCCCGUCAACAACGAAUUUCCUGCUGAGGUACAAUAGCAGUGUCAUUUCGUCGUUGUGAUUGGCUCUUCCCACCGUCGGCGCGCGAAGUCUCCCCUGGGAACCGUUCUAAUUAUAAAUCUAGUCGGGAAAGGGUUGAGUCCAAGGGCUUGUAUGGGAGAUGGAGGCUCCAUUUGAUGGGCUCCUGCAGUGGUAUAUAAAAAAUGUGUGCUCUGAUGUGGCUUAGGGUCUAUAAUCACGAUUUGGGCUUGUAACUAGUUCAACUCUUCAAGGUUUGUUUUGAGUAUUCCGGAUACGCUUCUUUCUUUCUGUUUCACGCGCGUGUCUUGUGACAUGCAAAUCAGCUAAGAAAUGGUAUCUAAUGCGCAUGUGCAUUAGCUGACUGUGUCCCUUUAAGGUGACUCGACCCAGUUUUUUUGGGGGGGUACCAUCCUACUUUGAAGCUCUCUGGUAUCCCCACCUUUACUUUUAUCGUAAGUCUAACACAUUGAAUGGAUAACAUAUAGAUCAAUCUAAAAUAUAACAUAAAAUUUUUGGCGAUCGGAGUAAAUGUCACGUGGUUAUAAUGCCACGCCCCUUUGAGGUCUGAGUCGGAAAUCUGCUGUUGCCGGCAUUUUUUCGUGAAAAUCUCUCGGCUACACAUAGUGCGCAUUAGUGCCUUGCGCUGAACAGAGUUUCAGCAAAAUCGCAAAGACCCAAUUCGAGAAAUUCAGCGGUUUCCAAAUUUAGGUCAUAAUUUAUGCGAAAAUGAUAAGCAAACUUUACACGGAUUAUAUCUAAUAAACUAUGAGAUUCAUCUCUUUAUUUUGGGCAUCGUUAUAACAGAUGGGUCCUUGCAAGUCAGCAAAACAAUUUAGGGCCUUGUAAAUGCGCGCGAUUUCGAGCAAAGCAAACAUAUAGAAAUUAUAGUUUUCGCUAGUUGUUGACGUUUGUCAGCCUUUAAGAGUCAAUCUCACGAAAAAAGCAUUUUCUUAAAAAUUCGUAGUUUUUUUUCCUUCCAAUUUUUCCAGGGCCACAAUUGAUUAACUAACUACCCGGAUUCUGAAUUUCAUGAUCAUUGAAAAACUGUGACAUUAUCUACUACAAGCCCAAACUUGAGUAAACAUUGAAGAUUUUUAGCGUUUUGGCUGAGUUUGUGCUUUGGGAGUUUUCUAUUGUUUCUAGUCUGUCAUGAUACAACAUUCUUGUUCAGCACGCGUGAUUUGACCGCGCUCGGCUGACUUCCGAAUGCUCACCAAGAAUAAUAAUUUUGGUACGGUGAGACAGGCGAUGGCGUGAUACGUAGAGGUUUAACUCACAAUUUUUAAUCAAUUUUCGUGCUUCUUGUGCCUUUGCAAAAAAAUCAAGAAAUGCUACACACUAAAUCUACUUACCAUUAAAAAAAAUAUCAUUUUUACAUAGGUUUAAUGCAAGCCAAUAAUUAAACCAACUCAUUACUUAUCCUUUUAUCUGGUAGUGAAAAAAUUAAUUACACUUGUAAGCACUGUCAGUUUUUUUGUGACUCUUGGUUUCGCUCUUGAAUCUUUCUUGCUCGUCUUGCUUAGAAGUAACGCUAAAAUUGUUAGCAAAGCCCUGGUACCUCCUGCAGUAUACAAAGCGCUGAGGGUGUUCAUGUCUUAGACGUUACGUGACGGGAAUCCCUUCUAUUUUCUCAUACAAAAUUAUCAUAUCUCGGUGAACAUUCGAAAGUCAGCCAAGCACGGUCAUUGCACGUGUGCUGAACAAGAAUGUUGUAUCAUGACAGACUAGAAACAAUAGAAAACUCCCAAAGCACAAACUCAGCCAAAACGCUAAAAAUCUUCAAUGUUUACUCAAGUUUGGGCUUAUAGAAGGUAAUGUCACAGUUUUUCAAUGACCAUAAAAUUCAGAGUCCGGGUAGUCAGUUGAUCAAUUGUAGCCCUGAAAAAAUUUCAAGGAAAAAAAAACUACGAAUUUUUAAGAAAAUGCUUUUUUCUGGAGAAGGACUCGCGCAUUUACAAGGCCCUAAAGUUUUUUGCCGACUUGCAAGGACCCAUCUGUUAUAAAGAUCCCCAAAAUCAAGGGAUACAUCUCAUAGUUCAUUAGAUAUAAGCGUGUAUAGUUGGCUUUUCAUUUUCACAUAAAUUAUGACCUAAAUUUGGAAACCGCUGAAUUUCUCGAAUUGGGUCUUUGCGAUUUUGCUGAAACUCUGUUCAGCGCAAGGCAUUAAUGCGCACUAUGUGUAGCCGAGAGAUUUUCACAAAGAAAUGCCGGCAACAGCAGAUUUUCGACUCAGACCUCAAAGCGGCGUGGCAUUAUAACUACGUGACAUUUACUCCGAUCGCCAAAAAUUUUAUGUUAUAUUGUAGAUUGAUCUAUAUGUUAUCCAUUCUAUGUGUUAGACUUACGAUAAAAGUAAAGAUGGGGAUACCAGAGAGCUUCAAAGUAGGAUAGUACCUCUCCAAAAAAACUGGGUCGAGUCACCUUAGAACACCUUUAAAAGCACUCGAAAAAUACAUGAAAAGUACACUUUUCACCAUAUUUAAAACCUAUUUCGCAAAACAGGCUAAAACGGUUUUCAAAAAUAGCUUAAAAAUACAUUCAAAACGGUGUUGGAUUUGGUAUGGGUUCAGCAACUACUCCAGGCGCAGUCUUGACCAGAUUCCAUUUUUUUGUUUCUUUCGUUUCCUGGUUUGUUUUAGUUGAUCUUUACAUGUCCAUUUAAUCUAGACGUAGUUCUUUUUUAAUGCGACUCCCUGAAAUCAUAAGAACACUGAUGUUGUUGUUUACUGCCACUUUCGCAACAAUUUCUUUCCUUAAUAUGAACUACGCUUAAGCUAAAAACAAAACAAACAAACCAACAAACAAAGAGCAGUUUGUUCCUGAUAGUGUUUUAUUCUUUUAGUAUUUUAUCAAUUAAGAGAACUGCAUAAUGUCACAACUGAAUGGCUCAAUAAUAUCUUAUCGAUAGUAAUCAAUAACAAUCCAUAAAAAACAUUACCGACUUCUAUCGGAAAUCGAUAUUGAUCAAAGUCACAACUUUUUUAUCGAUUUCUAUCGAUUGUUAUCGGAAAUCGUUAUUCAUCGAUAUUUGAUAUCCAUGACUAUCGAUUGUUAUUGAUUAUAGGUUUAUCGGUUAUCUACGUCUGGCAUAUGUGCAAUACUAUGCGGUCACAUCGCACAGUUCUGGCUCGAUUUUUUAAAUGAUUUUAAUCUUUAUUUUUCUAGUAAUGUUCCUAGAACAAGCUUGUACAAAUAGAUGAAAAAAUAUCACUUUGCAAUAUUAUCCCUCAACAGCAGAAUGCUCUAAAGCAGACCUGAUAUGUGAUGGAAGAAAAUGCAUUAAUGUUACACAACUUUGCGACGGCGAAGCCGAUUGCAUGGACGGUUCGGAUGAGGAGGAGAAUAAUUGCCGUAAGUCUGAAACUUUAUAGUACUUGUGCCCUUAACCCCUUACAUCAGCAUGCAUAUUCUACUCACUGUUCUCGACCCACUUCUUAUUAUUGUGACGAAAGGGAAUUUCUUUAACAACUAAAGGCCGUUUUGAUGACCUUUCCUUUAUUCUGACGCUCUGACUGUGUGAUGUUUCAAAAGUAGUAAUAAUAGACUGUGACGUCAGUGAAGCCAAGCAUGUUCCAUUUUUAGUGCUUGCAAACAACCUGUUUGUUGUCUUGGAGCAUGGGGAUGCCGUUAGCUCCUCAAAAGAAACAAAAUUCCAGUUUUUAAAGCAACAGUCAACUCUUUCUGGCAAUGCAUCGCAUACCACAGUUCUGGCUCGAUAAGAGUGAUUGUCGUGAAGCUGCAUUGAAGGAGUAACUUAAUUUUAAUGUUACACUUUAUCGGCCCACACCAUUUGCAAAUUUGGUGGACAUCUCACCUACAUCCCUUUUAUACUAGCUACUUUCUUUUUAUAUCAUUUGUGACAACACUGUUGGGGGUUUGAUUUUAAAGGGUUCCUCGUAGAUCUGGUAUCUCUGGACAACUGGACUGGAACGUGGGAGGCCCUUGUAGCAAUCCCAUACAUUCUCUAUUUUUUGUGCCACGCCUUGUUGUUUUGUGUCACAUUUAAUGAAAAAGGCAGGCAUAGAGUACUAAAGUGUGACGUCAUAAAAAUGAAAUUUCUGGAAUUAUGGGAUUUGUCAGGAUAUUCUGAAAGAACAAUGUUCAAGAGGCCUACUUGCCAAAAAUGAGCAUUUGGGGGCAAAUUGUCUCUGAGAUCGUAGCCCAGUUAUGCUUAGAAAACUCCAUACAAACCCUUCUAAAUUUUUUUGGGGUCGACCCAAAAAAAAAUUAGAAGGGUUUGUAUGGAGUUUUCUGAGUAUAACUGGGCUACGAUCUCAGAGACAAUUUGCCGCGAAAUGCUCAUUUUUGGCAAGUAGGCCUCUUGGACAUUGUUCUUUCAGAAUAUCCUGACAAAUCCCAUAAUUUCAGAAAUUUCAUUUUUAUGACGUCAUCACUUUAGUACUCUAUUGUGCUUAAAGUAGUACUCUAAAAACAUUAAUUAUCAAUUAUGUGAUAGAAAAUGCCACAUUUUCCUAUCAGACAGGUGCAGUGUCCUUUCACUAGUACAUUUUGCUGAAACAUCAUCACUGCUGGACGCGUCAUCGCGUAGCUAGAAUUCCCUGCCCGGUGAGGUCACCAAAAAAUGUUCUUUCAGCUUAGGGGUUAGUGUUGUGCGAUUUUUUUUGCCGUCACACUUUUAAACAACAAAACGUUCAAAGAGUACUGGAAACAAGAAUUUUUCUGGAAAUUUUAUUCUGCGCUGUCCAUCCCUCACUGGCCCAGAUUAAAUUUAAAGGAAAACAAAAGCCCAACUUUUUAUCAUAUGUCUUCGUUUAAUGGUUUUCAAGGCGGACGAUAGAUCACACGAUUUCAAAUGAUACCGUUCGCAACUUUGUUUUUGCAAAUUUUGUUUUAAUGUUGACAUGAUAGUACUCGAACGUGCUUAUCCAUACAAAAAUGGCGUGUUUAGAUAGGUUUUUAGCGAGAAAAACUUGAGUGAUCCGAUAACCUGGCCUUAUUCUACGGUAUGGGAUCUUGAAUGAAAUCGUUACGAAUAACUCAGAAUAAGAGGCAGAGAUCCAUUCAAAGUCGCUGAAAUCCUGGCUAUAAGUCCGCCAUAUUUUAAAGACCAGAUCGUAGCUCAAAUGCAGACUUAGCUUGUUAAAUUCCCGGAUGUGACCAGGCAUUUUACGCAACAUAAUCUCAUAUCCAAAGUUUUUGAUUAUCAUCGUUCAACAUCAAAAUUUCCAGUUCUCUAUCAGCGACGUCACGCUUUUCUCUCUUCAUUUAAAUGGGUUGCCUCCGGCAUAAACUGAUGUCCGGUAGAGAGAUGGAUUGUAAAGUAGAGGUUACUCUAAUCUGUGAUGUUGUCCUUGGUCGAUUCUGAUAGCUCGUUUUGACGAGACAGAAAGGCCUUAAUGCUAAAUGCAAUUGCCUCAGGCGAUACGCGUUUAGGAGCCACUGAUUUUUUAUGUCCUACCCGUAGGAAAGUGCUUGUCUUUCAGUCUUGUCUAAGGGACGGGAAGAAAUAUUUCAGACUUGGUUAGCUUCCACUUUGCGCCGUUUAGCUUUUUGUAUCUUGAACUCGUGUCAGUUUCUGUUUCACUUGUUUAUGCGUGUUUUUGUUGUUGUAGUAGGUGAGUCAGAUAGACAUGUGAUACAGUCGACAGACCACGCUUGGAUCAAUCGUCUAAAGAUAGCUUUUCACGAUUUGAAUGGCCUCUUGAGUGUUCAGCGGGGUCUUUUUCAUUCUAAGCCAUUCCUGAAUAAGGCUGAGAUCGUUGCAGCUGUGGUUGAACGAUAGUUGUUGUUGUAUUCGUACAGCUUAAUCAUAACUGACAGACGACCAUUAACAACGCAAUUUAAUUGACCAGUUAGGUCCAUAAUCAGCUUAAUACGAACAACUGAUGAAAUGCAACUCACUCUGGCAAUGAAGAAGACUUCUUCAUGGUCGAUACGUCAGUCACUGUCAACAACAGUCGUAUUUUUUCCUUGUUGUUAUAUGAUCAGCUACUUAGGAAGAUCAAGGCGAUUUAUAUUCAUCAAAAACGGGCAAUGUCAACAGCUGCGUACCCAGUACCUAUGCGAAAGUGCGCACGUGCGUACUUGACAACAAUAACAACUAAUAAUGAUAAUAAUAAUAAUCAUCAUCAUCAUCAUCAUCAUCAUCGUCAUAACUAUAACAAAAUUCUCAAAUCUGAUUGGUUAAUAACUCGUAUAAUUACAGAAAUAAUGAUAAUGAUUACAAACAAAUAAACAGCAUAUGUCAGUCUGCUUUCUACCACCUGCGGAACAUUGCUCAAAUCAGUAAACAUAUCUCUUUCCGCCAUCGUAAAACUUUGAUCCACGCAUUCGUAACAUCCAAGAUUUUCCGCUAUAAUCUGCUACUCUCAAGUCUUAAGAGCGACUUUCUGUAAAUACCACGGAUAGGUGUGCAAGAUGGAAAAAUCGAAAUCCCCAAAACUUUGUCCCAACAAAGCCCUUUGGAAACUAUUUUAGAAAAUACAAGACUCAGUUCGCUUGACUCAAUGUUUUCCAAAAUAAUAAUUUUUUUAAUUUUCACCUUCGAGAGGCCUUCAAACCACCGAAAAAUGUGCUUGAUACCCUCGCUUCAUGAAUGGAAACGGAAACUAAUACCAUAACUUUUCUUACAUUAAACAAUGUUAUGAUCCUUCCUUUCUACCUAAACGUUGUUACAAUUUCAAAAGAUUUCAAUCUGAUUUUUUAAUAUUUUUUCAAAAUAACCCUCUAAAUCAGCAUUAUCGCGACCAUCAAUUUUGCCAUUUUUCAACGGCGAAAAUCCCUGCCUGGUACAUGGCUUUCAUUAGAAAAAUGGUAUUCCAGAGAAAGAGCAAUGUUUCCCCUAUCAAUCUGUGAAAUAAAAUUCUGGGGCAAUUGAAACUGCGAGUUUUUACAACGGAAAACAUUUACGGUACUCGCGUGAUUUACGACCUCUGAACUUGCAGUUGUAUUGAUGAAUACAAGGGAGAACUUAGACAGCACUUGAAACUCUGGCGCAAAUUAGCCCCUUUUCCGCCCGUUUAAACACCAAAAACGAUUUUAGAUUUCACAGUGGUAAAUUUUCAAAAGGAAAAGCAAUUUUAUUGUGCCAAAGUGUGCUAUGAACUUCUUGACUACAACACAUCCCUUACGUGCGUAUUUGUUUACUUUUCCCGUAUCUGUAACAGUUAUCAUAUAUCUACAAAACGGCUUUAGUGUCGGUAGCUAUUCUUUAAAAUGCUCUCAUUUCUCAUGAACGAAAUCGUUAUAGCUAUAAAAAAGGAAAACGUUUUGACCUACCUCACAUUAUUUGACAACAGAACCGAAUCCUUUACUGCCUUUAACGAAAUGAGAUUGCGUGACAAAGGACUUUGAGACCCAGGUUGAAGACAGAUACGAUUCCGAAAAAGACACUCACGCGGUGCCUUCUGUAACUAUAAAAGCAAAACAUGUAAAUAAUCAAAAUCCUUAGUUUCACUGACUUAUCCGCUAGAGCGAUUAUGAAAACGUAAGACUGAAAAAACAUAUUUUCCACAACAGACUAUGAAGUGGUUGGCCCUUAUAUUCUCUUACUUUCCAUAAACGCCUGCUUACACAUUUUGAAAUACGAUUAUGAAUUCCUUACUUGUAUCCUUAGAAAAUGACAUUUAGGGGAAAAAGUGCUAAUUCCUAGUCUUAAAUGCCAUCCGUCCCUUCCCUCCACCCCCUAAGGGGCGGUAGCCCGUUUCGGGGUGGGGCGAAGAAAGGCAGAACAUUUCAAACUGGACAUAGCGGGGCUAGAAAACCUGCAUAAUUUUAGAGCACCUCUGGUGUUAAAAGCAAAGCUUUCAGUAGUUCUGGCAACCUCGAGCAAGUUUUGCAUUUCUGAGCAACGUUUGGGAAAAAUAUAGGCUUAUGUCAAGCCAGAAAAAAGUGAGCAGUUUGAUAGAAAAUGUCAAGUACGACUGAACCGCGCCCGUAUAAGUGCCCCUAAUGAUUCUGGCAGGGGGAGGGGGGAAUUUUGAAAUGGAGCGAAGGGGACCUAGGUCUAAACAUACCGUCUGCGCUUUAGCUGUGAGUCUGCCUUGGAGAUAAAUUUCGCUCAUAUUUUUGAGCAACUCUUUAAAGAAGAUUGCAAGCCGUAUAGUUGCGUCCGUCUGGAACGCUGGAGCGGUGAAACCAAUGAUCGCGCCCCUCACACCUUGAAAAAAAAACUGCGUUUUUUGAGAAAAAAAGGAAACGAAAAUAAAAGAGAAGGAAAGGCCGUUCGCACUAACUAAAAGCUAUUGUUUUUUGCAUUGCUAUUGAAAAUCUGAAAAGGAACAGUCUUACACACGUAGCCCUCGGGGCGGUACCAGGUGAAUAUAUCACACACCCCAUCGUUCCAGUAUAUAACCUUUACGUAAGCGUAGGAUGUAAGACACACUUGCGGAUACGCGUAAGCAUAACGUGAGAUACACAGGCGCAAAAAAAUAACAGUGGCGCGGCUAAUGUUGGCUCCCCUCACGGGCGUUGUUCAGUCGUACUUGACAUUUUCUAUCAAACUGCUCACUUUUUCUGGCUUGACAUGUGCCAUAACCUAUAUUUUGGCAAAACGUUCCUCAGAAAUGCAAAUCUUGUUCGAGUUUGCCAGAACUACAGAAAAUGUAGGUAGGUUUAGAGGUGCUAUAAGGUUAUGCAGGUGUUUUAGCCCCGCCAUGUCUAGUCUGAAAUGUUAUGCGUGCCUUCGCCCCACCCCGAAACCUGCUGUGGCCCCUUAGGGGGUGGAGGGAAGGGACGGAUGACAUUUUAGACUACGACUUAGCGCUUUUUCCUAAGAAUACAAGGAAGGAAUUCAUAAUCGUAUUUUAAAACGAGCGUGAUGAAAACAAAAGACUACGGUGGAACCUCGAUUUAACGAAGGGCCAAGGGCCUAAAAAAAUUUCUGAGCCACCCAACGACGGUUUCCUUCUAAAUUCAAUGAAAACAUUUUUCAAUGGUGCACCCAGAGUACUUUUAGAUCUCUAGAAAUGCAUUCUAAGCGGCUUGUAAAAUUUGUUCCUGUUCGGUCAUCCUAUGGAAACUUGCAUUGAGCAUUUUUUAAAUUACAAGGGUUUCAGUAUUAUUUUCCCAAAAAUUUUAGAUGCAAUUUAACGUAUCACGAAAGUGAGAAUUUUUCUGAUUCCUCUCUCAAUCAUAUGUUUGAAUCCGACCAUUUUAGGCUUCCUCUUUUCUAUGAAAAAUUAGCCUAACCUGGGAUGUAAAAUUUGAAAAAUUAAACUUCAGAAAAUCGUAGGGAAUUUAUAAGAUAACCUUCGAAAAUUGAACAGGAACGGAACGGUCGUCUAGAAAUUUUUAGGCGUCCUCAAGCUAUAGAAAAUUCUAGGCAAUAUCUACUUCUCCCAUGAUAUAUUUUACAGAAAAGAGUCGUUGAGUGCCCCUGAAAUUUGCUCGCUAUAACGAGGUUUCGUUAUAUCGAGGUUUUUUUUUCAUACCGUAAAUCCUCUAUUAAGCUCCCCCGGGGAGCUUAUUAUUUCAAGCUCAUUUGAGGGGGAGGGGCUUAAUAUGUUUAAUUUAGAAACUAAGAUGGUAUCGCUUCUCCAUAAAGCCUACAAAGUGGAAAAGCUCAAGUACAGGAAGUUUUAGGUCAUGCAGUCGAAAAUCAUUAUCAAAUCCGAACUUCCCGUUGGUAAAUAACCAUCCCGGAUCAGUCCACACGAAGCCUUUACGGUCGUGAUUGAUUAAUACAGUCUUUCAUUUAUUAGUGAAGAAUAAUUACGGGUGGGAAGCGGGUGCUUGAUAAAAGGGGGGGGGGGCUAAUCAGAGGGAGGGGGGUUAUUUGACAGGGGGCUUUAAUAUAGGUUUUACGGCAUAUUUUACUAUUAUCGAGGUAAAGAAAAUCAUUCGUAGGUUGUUUAUAUUGCGGUUCCACUGUAUAAGGGCCCACCCCUAUAUAGUCUUUUGACGAAAAAAUAUUUUUUUAGUGUUACGUUUGCAGGGUCGCUCUGGCAGAUAAGUCAACGAAACUAAGGAUUUUGAUUUUUUACAUGUUUCGCUUUUAUAGCUACAGAAGGUGCCGCGUGAGUUUCUUUUUCGGAAUGGUAUCUGUCUGCGCGGUAUAACCUGGGUCUCAAAGUUCUUUGUCACGCAAUCUCGUUUCGCUAAAGGCAGUAAAGGAUUCGGGUCUGUUGUCAAAUAAUGUGAGGUAGGUCAAAAUGCUUUCCUUUUUUUAUAGCUAUAACGAUUUGGUUCAUGAGAAAUGAGAGCAUUUGAAAGAAUAGCUACCGACACUAUUAGCCAUUUUGUACAUAUGUGUACGGCAAAAGUAAACAAAUACGCACGUAAGGGAAGUGUUUGUAGUCAAGAAGUUCAUAGCACACUUUCGCACAAUAAAAUUGCUUUUCCUUUUGAAAAUUUACCACUGUGAAAUCUAGAAUCGUUUUAGGUGUUUAAACUGGCGGAAAAGGGGCUAAUUUGCGUCAGGGUUUCAAGUGCUGUCUAGGUUCUCGCUUGUAUUCAUCACGACAACUGCAAGUUCAGAGGUCGUAAAUCACGCGAGUACCGUAAAUGUUUUCAGUUGUAAAAACUCGCAGUUUCAAUUGCCCCAGAAUUUUAUUUCACAGAUUGAUAGGGGAAACAUUGCUCUUUCUCUGGAAUACUAUUUUUCUAAUGAAAGCCAUGUACCAGGAAGGGAUUUUCGCCGUUGAAAAAUGGCAAAAUUGAUGGUCGCGAUAAUGCUGAUUUAGAGGGUUAUUUUGAAAAAAUAUUAAAAAAUCAGAUUGAAAUCUUUUGAAAUUGUAACAACGUUUAGGUAGAAAGGAAGGAUCAUAACAUUGUUUAAUGUAAGAAAAGUUAUGGUAUUAGUUUCCGUUUCCAUUCACGAAGCGAGGGUAUCAAGCACAUUUUUCGGUGGUUUGAAGGCCUCUCGAAGGUGAAAAUUAAAAAAAAUUAUUAUUUUGGAAAAUAUUAAGUCAAACGAACUGAGUUUUGUAUUUUCUAAAAUAGUUUCCAAAGGGCUUUGUUGUGACAAAGUUUGAGGGAUUUCGAUUUUUCCAUCUUGCACACCUAUCCGUGGUAUUUACAGAAAGUCGCUCUUAAGCAGGAUCAAGUCCGAAAACUCCAGUAUGUCCAGAAUUCAGCAGCCCGACUUCUAACAGGCUAACGUAAACACGCACAUAUUACACCUGUGCUAAGAGAUCUACAUUGGUUACCCGUUCAUGAGCGUAUUCGUUUAAAAUUUUACUAAUGACUUUUAAAUGCCUUAAUCUACUAGCGCCAUCCUAUCUAAGUGACCUCUUAAUUCACUAUAGACCAUCAAGGACAUUACGUUCGUCUGAUAAAGAACUACUAAGCAGGUAAGUAAGUAAGUAAGUAAGUAAGUAAGGGACUUUAUUUUAUGAGGGUGACACGUAACAGUAACUGAAACACUUGUGAGAUACGAGGGAUACGAGGGAAAUAAGUUCUCUUUAAUAAAACAAGAAGUAACUUAAACAUCCUGCUUAUUAAAUAUUCGCGUUGAAACAUUACGUAACCCUAAUCUUAAUAACAAAUACAAUAAUGCACGCUUGGCACUCAUCACACCUUCCCUCUUACAAAAGAGAAUAACGCGAAUAGAAUACAAAAACAAAGCGCUCGAUUUAUCCCUAACUUGUAUACCAAAACAAAACAAAACUCAGGGUUCAGCGUUAGUUUAGAACAAAGUCUUUAAUUGUUUUCCUUAGUUUAGAACAAAGUCUUGAAAUCUUUUCGGGGGCCUUCUUUCUCUCUGCGAUCGUCGAAGAUUAGUUGGCGGCACAGAAGAGGGCACAGGAGUUUCCUGUCGACCUUGUUCGACCGAUGUUGACACUGACUCAGGAACAGAGGGCACACUUGACUCAGGUACAUCAGGCGGAGGCAAAUUUGCUUCAGGGGAUUCUGCGUUACUGCGACUGGACUGAGGGGUAACAGGCGAAUCAAAGUGAUCGGUAACAGGCGGUUCUCCAGUGCUCAGCAGGUCACGGCGGUAACGACGGUAAACAGCAUCGCCAGUCUUUACCAGGUAACUGCGCGGACCAGCAAAACCCACGCACUCGGCAGGUGACCAAACUUUCUCACCAGGAAGCCUCACACGCACAGUCUUGCCAAGGUUGAUGGACUUUAAAGGCUUCACAUGCCGAUCGUAAUAAUUCUUUUGGCGCCUUUUCCUUCCGGCCAACGCACGCACAUCACCACGUAGUGGAUAACUUGGUCUUAAAAGAGACUCCGACAUUGACAGAAAUAUACGACAUCGACGACCCAUCAGGCGCUGCGCAGGACUGGUAUCCAUUCCCUCAGAAGGUGUAUUUCGCCAGUUAAGUAGAGCUUGAAAUUGUGACACACUGGUUUCUUUGCAUUUCUCAAACAGACGUUUCACCGUUCUCACAGCGUUCUCAGCCUUGCCAUUUGACUGAGGCUAUCGAGAUGAUGUAGUGACAUGAUUGAAAGACCAACUCUUGGCGAACAAUUGAAACUCAUGAGAAGAAAACUGCGGUCCAUUAUCUGUCACCAGGAUAUCAGGAAUCCCAAAACGCGCAAACAUAGUCUUCAACUCGCGAACAACAACUUGCGUUGUGGUAGAGCGAAGACGCGCCACUUCGAUGUAGUUGCUAAAGUAAUCAGAAACAACCAAAAGGGUACGCCCAUGCAGUUCACACAGGUCAGCGGCUAACUUGGCCCAUGGUCUUGCAACUACUUCGUGAUAAAGGACCGGUUCCUUAGUUUGGGACGUACGAUGAGCCAAACAGACGUCACACUUGGAAACAUAAUCUUUGACAUCGGACGCCAUCAUAGGCCAAAAGAGGCAUUCCCGAACCCGCCGCAAACAACCUUGGAUACCAAUUCGGGUCGCAUGAGCCACGGACAUUAGUUCCUUGCGCAUACAAGCUGGAACAACCAAACGCGGGCCCUUGAACAACCAGCUCAUCACGCAGAUCAAAAUAAAGUCGAAGACACAUAGGAACGUCGAACUUUCUCUCAGGCCAACCACAUUGAAUAACAGUGCGCAACUGCUUCAGAGCUGGAUCAUCAGCCGAAACAUGGGUUAAAUGUUGCCAACGCUCGUCACUUACAGGUAAGUUAGCUCUGUGAUCAACCUCUUCCAGCUCCCGAACAAAAAUACAGGAAUUGACUUCAGGCAAAUAGGCUUAAAAUUUCCGCACCCAACAUCUUCUCUCCUUUCAGGUAAGUGAAAUCCAGACUGUACUUUUGCAGCCUGAGCAGCGUCCUCUGUAGACGGUUAGGGUCUGUACAAAGUUCUUUCCGGAAAAUGGACUCGAGGGGCUUGUGAUCUGUCUGCACUGGAACACAAUCACGGCCAUAAAUGUACGAAUCAAACUUCUCACUCGCGAAGACAAUCGCCAACAACUCCUUCUCUAUCUGGGCGUAAUUUACUUCCGUGUCAGUCAACGCGCGCGACGCAUAUGCCACAGGCUGCCCACCUUGUAGUAACGCCGCACCAAGGCCACGCUGAGAUGCGUCACAUUGAAUGGUAACAUCUUCUUUCAGAUUGUAAUAACGAAGCACAGGCGUAGCGGAAACUGCUUGCUUGAGGCGCUCAAACGCACUCCGUUGCGGCUCGUCCCAGAUCCACUCAGCAUCUUGGCGGGUGAGGUCUCUCAGUGGCUUUGUAAUAUCGGACAAACGCGGCAGAAACUUACUAAGGUACUGAGACAUAAACUAGGAUUCUUUGCACGCCAGCUACAUUUUCCAGCGGGGUCAUCUCCCGAAUUGCCCGAGCUUUAGAUGGAUCUGCGCGAAGACCUUCACCCGUGGCCACAUGACCAAUAAAAGCGACUUCUUUCAUUCUAAGCUACAACUUAUCGCUGUUCAAAUGAACUCCGCGCUCAUCACGUCUCUGAAGAAACGAUAGAAGAUUCCUGUCAUGGUCCUUAAUUGCAGACUGCCACGAUUCACCAUAACCGACAACAACAAUAUCAUCCGCGAUGACCUAAACACCCCUCAACCCUUCAAUCAACUCGUGCAUUUUACGCUGAAACACUUCAGGUGCAGAUCUGAUCCCGAACGGGAUAAUAUUAAGCGAAGUACAAAACGAAGACUCCUCAUCAAGAACAACGUGCCAGAACCCGUUGGAGACAUCAAGCGACGUGAAAACUUUAGCUCCGUGAAGACGGGAAGCUACUUCCUCAAUCAUUGGCCUAGGAUAGUUUUCUCGCUGCAAAGCACGAUUAAGAUCCAUCAGGUUCAAACAUAUGCGUAAUUUGCCAUUCUUCUUUGGUACGACAACCAUCGAGCUGAUCCAAGGGGUGGGCGUUGUCACUCGAGCAAUAAUUUCACGCUUCUCUAAAUCUUCCAGGGUCUCUCUAAGACGUUCGCGGAUCGCAACUGGAACUCUGCGAGGAGGAUGUUGAACUGGUCUAGCCGACUCAUCCAGCACCAUGUGAUAUUCGCCCGCAAGUGCACCCACGCCAUCAGCGAAGACACGGGGAAAGCUCUUAAUCAGCUGGUCAGCGGAGACUGGGGAACUGGCCGGAACAUCAUGUGUAUAAGCUUCACCAUCAGACUCCUUCGGUCGGUUUAACUGGUCGUUGUCUAGAUACUGGAUAGUGUUCAUUCCCAGGCACGCUUUCCUGCCAAGAAUAGGUCUGACGUUUUUUGCUGUCAACCAAAUUGCAGUCAAGCAGGCAUCUGAAAUCUCUACGCCAUACACGCAAACGAACUUUCCCGACGAUAGGAAUUGAAGUACCACCAUACGAAAUGAUCGCUGUAUUGACAGGGGUCACAUUGCACAAAUCAACAUCCUUAGUGGCUUUCUUGUAUAGAUGCAAAGGGACAACAUUGCACUGAGUUCCGGUAUCGGGAUGAAAACGAAGAUAAUUACCAGAUUCCAACUUCGGCGUUACCAGUUGAGGAUCAUCCAAUGUUACAGCCGAAAUUUCUUCCACUCCAAAAACUUCGUCCGAAAGCUCAUCUUCGAAACAAUACACAGAAUGCGUGCGAGUGGUGGGCUUAGGCGCGAGUCCAAAACAUACGUUCGCGAAAUGAUUUUUCUUGCCACACUUAUUGCAGCUCCUUCCAAAAGCUGGACAGUUCUCACGCUUCGCUAAGUCAUGCUCACGUGCGCAAAAUUCACAACUAUUUCCCCGUGUGUUAGCAUUUCUCGCGCCACGAACGCGCCUACGUUUCCCUCUUUUACGCUUUUUAGACAAAGCAUUCACGGUUCCGGCAUCUGAAACGCUUAAACCGGCAUCGCCGACAACCUUCAUCUGCUGUACCAUGGUCUCGUGAGAACGACAAAUCUCAUCAGUUUUCUCCAACGACAAAUUCUUCUCACGAAGAAGCCUCUCACGAACCUUUGAAUCGCGAAUUCCAAACGCGAGCUUGUCACGUAAAAUCUGAUCGGGGUUAAUCGAUUCGAACUCGCACCUUUCCGCUAACUGUCGAAGAGCUGUCCGAUAGUGAUCGUAAGACUCUCCCGAUUCUUGCAUUCUAGAAUAAAACUUAUAUCUUUCAAAAGGCACAUUUUUAAGUGGCUGACAGUACGCUGUAAACUUUUGUAACACAGGCUGAAUCUUGUUGUGGUCGGUGUCGCUCGCCCAAUUCGUUAACGUAGCGAAAACUUUCCGCGCUUCAGCUCCGACUACGGUAAGGAAUGUUGCAACUUGUACGGCUUCGGGUUCCUAGUGCAACUUUAUGGCAAUCAAGUAAUUCUUCCAAGCUUGCUCAAAAUCCUUCCACUUUUCUCCUGCGUUCGAAUCAUGAAUAUCAAGCGGUGGAGGCGGCGGUAAAGCAGACAAAGCACCUCUAACAUUCGACGUAUCUGCAGACGAAUUGGGCAAUGCAUAGGCCCCUUCUCCAGACACCAUGAAACACUUGUGAGAUACGAGGGGUACGAGGGAAAUAAGCUCUCUUUAAUAAUACAAGAGGUAACUUAAAUAUCCUGCUUAUUAAAUAUUCGCGUUGACGCAAUACGUAACUCUAAUCUUAAUAACAAAUACAACAAUGCACGCAUAGCACUUGUCACAGUAACUAAACAUUACUGAUCAACUUGUGGCCCCCUAAAAAAAUAAAAAUACAAUUUAUAAAAACUACUUUAGCAAUAAAUUAUUAUUCACGAUAAAAAAUUCCUAGAAUUCGAUAAAAAUAAAAAUAGAAAACUAUUAAAAACGAAGGGCAUCCAAUAUCCAUCUAUUGUCAUUAAUUUAGGUCAAACGAUCCCUUUGACUUCUGAGAAUUUAAAACUAUUUUCCAUAAUUCAGCCUUAAAGGAUUUCAAAGACCUCCUUGUUUUUAGUGAUCGCGGUAGAUUGUUCCAGUCCUUUAUAGUUCUUACAGCAAAGGUGCGUCCUCCCUCUGAGAUGUUCCUGUCAAGAGGGCACAAUAAGUUCACAUCACAAUUUCUCUUGUUUCUUAAGUGAACAUAGGAGUUUUCUCUCAGAGAUGCACUUAAAUAGUCGGGUAACUGACUACCACACUGGUACAGCCCUGCUGCCAUCUUAAAACAUAUGGGGAACGAGCUUUCUCCUUUAUUGCCCCAAAACUAUGGAAUACCCUCCCAUUAAACGUCGCAAGUCAGCAGAAUCUUUUAAAUCCACUCUUAAGACGUACCUUUUUAGAAAUUACUUUGAAUUGUAGGAAUCAUUAAUUAUUACGUUUUUUCAGGCUUUUUUUUUAAUGUUACCUAUUUUUCUUUAUCAUUCGCUGUUGUAAAGCACUGUUGGUUCAGUAGAGAAACAGCGCUAUAUAUGAUGAUGAUGAUGAUUAUUAUUAUUACAGACCGAAUUGGACUUCGCUCAGUCCUGUUAUCAUUACUAAUUACAAUAACAAUAAUAAUAAUGAUAAUGAUAAUAAUAAUAAUAUAGUCCAUGGGCCCGACCAGAUUUUCUUACCACUUCAGGGGAGAAAGAGUGACAUGUAUCAGUUUAAAGACUAACUUAAGUUGUUUAAAAUUUUUGAUGAUAGCAAUUUUUAACGGGCAGCUUUAUUAUUUUUUUUGGAAAUUAAAAAGAUGGAAAAUAGCCCUCUAUGAAAACCAGACGUUACAGAGAAAAUAAAGUGUCAGAGAAGAAACGAUAAACAUUGAACCUUCUAAAACGAAGAAAGAGAUGAAAUAUGUUUUCUUUUAUUCGAUGACACCAAUAAAGAAUAAAAACAACGUAAAAAUUGUUUUAUAGCGAUUUUACUUUCAGCUGCCUUUUAAUGCAUUAUGGGUAAUCCAAGACGGCGGACAAUCUCUCAGGUAAAUGGUUGGUCAGGAUUUCGAUGCACAAUAUGACAAUUUACAAUAUUAUAAUAAUGUCUUUGAAAUACAGUUAGACAAAAUUAAACAAUGUUUGCAGUAGUGUUCGGUAAAAAGUAUUCAAAAACUAAUUACCAGCCUUCAAGAUGUGAACUAGAUUUCAAAACUAUAGUUAUAAUGCAUCAGUUAAUUCCACCUGCGUCCAGCUCCCCCCCCCCCCCGGGCUGACCCCGGGGCAUUGGCAUUCUUUUUGCCUUGGAUGGGAAAUGCCCGGGGAUGGGGACUUUUGAGCUGUCAAUUUCCCCGGGGUGGGGACAGAAAAAGAGGGCAAAUGCCCCGUCCUCCGUCAACACUGCAACAUUUUUCAUUGAUCGCCCAGUCGAAUAGUUUCAUUUUAAGCAUUUUAAUGUGCGAUUUUUUGUUUCAAUUAACGUCUUCCUUUGUAAUAGCACUAGGAUUCUAACGACGCGCUAGGAUUCUAACGAUUCUAACGACGACACGACGACAUGACGACAUGCACCAGUUUAUGGUUUUAGUGUUGAUAUCAAAUUAUUGACAUUAAAUUAAUAGAACGCUAUAAAGUUAUAUGUUAUGAAUAGUUUUAUAAUCUUCAGAUAAUAUCAACAGAAAUUUGAUUCAAUAACCAAAAAACGUUGAUUCACAUCGACAGCUCCAAUUUCGCUUUGUCAUUUGGCUUGAUAAGCAAUGAAGAAAUGCAUGCAUGAAAUCGAGAAAAUGCCUUUACAACCGUCUUCAAUUUAUUCCUGUCCUUGACAGAUGAGCCAAUCUGCUUUUUUUCCAGUAAAACCCUCUGUGUAGUUAUAUUCUGAUAGGAAACCGCGUGCGUGUUUAAAAGCUUGGGAAUGGCCCCGGGGUUGAAAAAUGCCCGGCCGCCGGGCAGUGAAAAAUUUGCAAAUGCCCCACCCCCGGGACUGACGAAGCAGGCAAAUGCCCCGCAGUAGCCCGGGGGGGGAGGGGAUGGGCGCAGGUGGAAUUGAUUGAUGCAUAAGUCGACUUAACGUUUCAUUUUCCGAUUUCUAUCUUUGUACAAACAUUAUUAUUACUGGAUAAAUUUCACCGGAGGUGUAUGAAAGAGAAGCUGACUAGUGCUAUGAGGGAUUUAGAAGAAAAACUUGAGAUUUGUUUAAGUUCCAGACAGUGUAAUGUUGGUUUUUUUUUCUUUUACUGGCCUACUUUCACGAAAGUCUCCCAAAUAUAGCCUUGUUAUCUUAAUUUUUUAGGAAAUAAACAUAAGAGGAUUAUCAAUAUAGAAUCAGAUGGAACCCCUAACAAACGUCCUUGUGUGGAAAUGAGAAAUGACUGUUUAGAUAUAGUUCAUUGUACCAAAGAUUCUGGUGACCUGUAUUCAGUGCAAGACUUGCAGUCAUGGAAAACGCUUCUAAGAGCCGCCGAAGUUCGGCAGUACGUACCAAUUUUAGAUCGCGCCAAAGCAGUGGGUGGAGAAGAACUUCCAACCAUUACGUACUACCGUAAAUGCCGCAAUAUUUUUACAUUGAAAAGAGAUCUUGAGAGAUGUUGAAAAGAUAUGUAAAGAGAGAAUUCAAUGCAAUGAACCAGAAUUAUCAGAAAGAAGAUCCUCUAUUCGGGAACCCCCAACAAAAAGCACAACGUAUAAACGAGUUUGCAUUUUCUUGACAAAGUUAGUAAGUACGCUAAAGGCAAAGAUGUACGGGAGAAACUGAUUCAAGGCAUUGAUCUGCGUGCAGACGAAAAUAUCAGGAAGACUGGGUUGGCAAAGAAUGAUAGCAAAUUAUUAGCUAUUGUGUCACGAGAUUUGGUAGCAGUUGAGGCAUGCUAUCACGGAACUUGCUACAGAGAACACACCUGACCAAAGCCAGAAACAGGCACAUCCUCGACUUUAUCAUUUACAUCUCAGGAUGACGAAUAUGCUUGCACUGAGGCAGCAGCGUAUGAGAAGCUUUUCGAUUACGUCAGGAAUAACGUGCUGGUGACGCCUAAUCUAAUAAGGCUCACUGAUCUAAUACUCAAACGAUGAUCUCCUACAUGAAAGAUCUGGGCAUUAAGGAAACUAAAGAGUCCUCCAAGACACAUCUUCGCAGGAAACUUCAAGCAGAGUUUGGGAGUUUAUUACAGUUUGAAGACCUGCUUGGUAACAACAGAACCUUUAUUAUCCAUGCCAAUUUGUCACGACUUCAGUUGGCUAAAGAAGUAGCGCGAUUACAGCAUCUGCAGUGCGAAGAUCAAGCAUCAUUAAUAGAUGACAUCCGACGAGUUUCUCUAGAACUUGGGAAAGCCAUAUGUUUCAAAGAAAUCGAGAUGUCGUGGCCUCCUAAGCCUUCCCAGCUCACUGAAGAGGAAAUAAAUCUCCCUGAUGAAGUUAGAGUGUUUCUAGCUACCUUUUCAACAGGAAAGUCAAAGUAUCCAGAAGAAACAUGCUCAUCAAAAGAUGAUCGCUAUGAUCGCUGCGAUCGCUGAACUUUUUUUUUUCUUAGCGAUCAUAUGGAAAAUAGGCUUUAAGUAGAAGUAGUUGCGUUAGGGAAUAAAAUUGGAAGAAGCUAGUUGACGCUAAUUAGAUAUUGUUUUAUUGAGUGGAAUAACAUGAUAUGAGUAGAAAUAUAUUUCGGCAGUUUGAAAAUUUUCUUGGAUUAGGAAAUGAAUGUUAGGCUAUCAACCUUAACGUACGGUGCUUGAAGCGUAAUUUAAUUGCAGAUACAAUCAUGUAUUCGUUGUAAAGCCGAGGUGAUUUUUUAAAAUCGUUUUAGGAAGUUUUCUUGAAAACAAUUUGAGUUGUUUUAGGUACGAAUCGUAAAAGGAACAAAGUCCAACAUCUUCACGUGCAAACUGUAUGAUUGAAUGAUAGAAUUCCCUCACGUACGAACCACGCACGAAAGGGGCAAAGCCCGACACUUUCACGUGCAAACUGUAUGAUUCUACAUCUCAUGCUGGCUUUUCACAGUAAUAAUAAUAACUUGAACGUAUGUGGCCUCCCAGGCAGGCGUUUUUAGGGGAGCUCGUUUUUCAUCCCUCCCCACAAACGCCUGCUCAACCGAAAACAACAUUCCUUUCCCACUGUUUUAUUUGCUUGGUAAGUGACCAAUCAACAAUUUUGAAAUAAAGUGUUGAAAGACUAAAACACGACUAAAACGUGACGCUAGAGUUACCGUUUUCCUUCUUUUCUUUUCUUCGCUAAGGUUAUGGAGUGCAUGGAGUAUUCUAAAAUUAGACUAAAUCUUACUUUUGCCGCUCUUAAUCUAAUAUUUUCCAGAGGUCAGAAAGCUUUCCCAUUGUUUCAUGCAGAUCGAGUAAUUAUCAGAUUACCCUGCGGUCAAGGUCAACUUUCCAGAAUUUGGAAUGUACAAUGUGAUUGGCUAAGCUUGGGAAAGGAAGGUUGUUCUCGGUUGAGCAGGCGUUUGUGGGGAGGGAUGAAAAACGAGCUCCCCUAUAAACGCCUGCGUGGGAGGCUAGAACGUAUGAAGACAUCUUUAGUUUUGUAACUAGUGCCUAAGCAAACUAGGCUCUUUUCUUUUAAGAAGCAAAAACUCAUAACACUCUUAAGUAUCUCUUAGAAUUAAGUGGUCAGAGUAAAAGACUGUUUCAUUAAAGUAGAGUCGCACCUGAUAACUUCGUGAAUAUUACAACCAUCUAUAACAAUGAUGAAAAUCUUAGUAUUCGACGACCUUCAUUAUUUUAAGAAACGAUAAAGAAACCUUGAAACCUUCGAGUCUUCCCUCUAAGCAACGUUUGGUGAGUUGAUAUUCAUAGUACUUUAACAAUUUGUUUAUUUUGCACCAGAUGUCUGAGAGAAAGACAAAGAAAAGUGAAUUUAUCAGAUCGAAUCAGCUAUGCGCUGCGGUUCUCGUUUUCAUUAAUGUACAGCAAUACCCAAUUCCGCACAAAACAGAGCCUUAAUUUAAGAUUAAGACAGUAGAUACUGUUACACUGAAGCAUUCAAAAUAGCUCAUGCACGUAAAACGUGCCUAUGUUUUGUGCAGGCUGUUGUUCCAAGCAAAAAGAUAGUAAACCAUUCAAUGAAAAUGCUUUAUUCUUGAUAAAAUGUAUUUACUUUUUACCAAUCUCUUAGCCAUGUUAGAAGCUUUAUUUUGUGAAUCUAACUUCCUUUAAAACAAAAUAUGGCUGCUCUCUCUACAUAUUGGAGCUUUUUUUGCAGCAGGCUCGUUCAAUGUUGGUUUAGCUGUUGGAUUAUGUCUUGGUAUCCUCUCACUGGUUACUUCCGUGGUCAUAGGAACGCUAUGGUAUAAAAAGUCAAGACGUUCUAAAAAGGUAAACGUUUACGCCUUUCACACGUGCCUGUGUAACAAAAACAACAGGAAGCAUGAAAUACUACCAUAUUUUAAACUUAUUUUUACGUCGAUGACAAGAAUAGUAUAAUAGCAGAAAACCCAGUCGGAAUAACUUAAAGAGACAAACAGGCUGUGUGGUUUCAUUCAUGGUGGCUUAAGAAAAAGAAGAAAAGAAAUUAAUCAAAGCGUAUAUUAAGUACUGAACAUGGAAAUUAAAGUUGUUGAUGACAGAGUGACAGUGUAUACUGGCGUGAAUAAUUCAUCGAGAAGCGAGCGGAAGUGAGGUUAAUAAAUCUGUCGGAAUUUGCUUUGCCCGUGGCUCUCACGAAAUAGCCAAGCGAAGUGUCAUCUUGCUUUGGUCAUAAAUCUUUCUAUCGGUUUGGUAUCCAGAGUUUCCUAGCAACGAUGUCGCGACUAAGCUCCAAUUAACGUCAUUCAGUCUGACGUCUCGUCUCAGUAGGUGCAUUUUUCGGUUUCCAGGCAACACUUCCAUGGAGCCGGUUGACGUCAAGGAGCAUAGACCAAUUCGGCUAACUCAAUGUUGUACCCAAUUCAAACCCUUUAUUUUUUUAAAUGUGAAUUCCACCUUGCUAUAUAGAUUUAGCCACAGCUAAAAGCGAAGCUCCCAUUGACAAAUUUAUGACUUAAAUCAAACAAUAAUUUUGUAUUCCACAAAUCAGUUAACUUAAGGGCACAUUCAUGUGACUUUUGAGGGAAAAGCUAAGUGAUUUUGGAGUGAAACAAAGCUUGUAUCGAGUUGAUAUAACCUUAUAUGUACACCCCCAAAAUAGUCGUCGGUCACAUUUAAGAGCAAUAAUGGCUCUUGAUCACAGUAGAUAAGGCGCGGAAAACAAAUUCUUGGAAAACAAAUCAGGCCGAAUUUUUUGCGUUCGACAAGUUUACAAAUUCUUGCCAAUAAAUCUGGGUUCGUGCAAACCAUUCUUUUAUUUUUUUUAUCCACCACAUCUGAGGAGAAAUCGAGUAGGCAGCAUAAAUUAUUUUUUCUAAGGUGUAACGUAAAUUGUCGAAAGAGGGUCUAAUUUUGUUUAAUUUUCGCCAUAUGUUUGAACUUGAAAUCAGAUUUAAUUGGUGACUUGGAAGAUUGUGUGUUAAUUUGUCAUGCUGUUUGGGAGCAGAGACAUUUGAUGUCUGGGCCUUGCAUGAAGUUAUACUUUGAAAGUUAAUGAUUAAUUUUCGUUUGUUUGUUAUUAAUAGCAACACGUCAUUGAACCUCCAAGUGGUAUGACUGCAAGAAAUUCUAUGGGGGAAGAGAUUGAUGCUAUGUCUACACAUGAUCACAAAGACAACAGUAACGGUAUUAUAGAUUCUGUUCAAGAGGAAAGAAGAGUACAGCUCCUUGGCGACAUAACCGAAAUAUCCUCUGUAUCAAGGCCGUCUGCCGGUACUUAAAGAACGUUUGAUCCUUAAAACCAACUUUUGACAACAGCGUUUAACAAAAAAAUGUCAUUACUACUCAUGGUGGCAGCAGCGGGGAAAUUUAAAAGAAACAUUGUAAUUCUAAUUCAUAUAUUGCAUGACUGAGGCUUGUUUGAAUUUAAGUGGUACAAUAUCCACAAAUUGCCCUGCCUUAGAGUUCCCCUGCUGCCUGCAUUUUUUUUUUUCUUCAGAGCAAAAUUAUUCCGAAAAAAUUAUGUUUUAAGCGAAAGAGCAAAAUCUCCCUACUAGAGCGGCAACAGAAUCGAAGUCAUUUAUGCCGUUAAUUUGGAAAGACAUUUGAUUUGUACAACGGUCGUUGCUACAAGAGUAACAAGCAAAUAAAAUGGACUUAAAAGUCUUUUCUUUUUCGAUAUCGCUAACCAAUUCCGUGCAGACUGGAAAACAAGAAACUAUUUUGAUCCAGUUGGUUGAAUUACAAAACCUUCCUCACCAUUUACCAGCUUCAGAUUUUUAACCUUAAAAAGCUCCAAAAUACGACCGCACACCACAUCAAACAACAUCUUAGCCUCUUCCGUUGUGAAAUCUGCUCCAGGAAAAAUAACUUAUGCUGCCUACUCGAUUUCGGCAGGCAAUGAUCUGAUUGGUGGAAGUCGUAACAACAAAUCCACGCUUCCAGUCGUCUUUUCGGGAAGAAGCGCGCUCAUUUCCCAAAAAAGGCCUCGAAAUUGAGGUUAUUUUAACAAGGGAGAUUCCUGCUAAAAACACCAACAACAAUCGCCAAUAAUUUAACGUUUCUGUUUGUCUUAAUUGCUUGUCUAUUCCUUUUUUGGACGACGUAGAAGACUCUAGAAUUGUCCUGGCAUUUUCCUCUCGGUUCUAUUAUUGGAAAUACUUUGUUUAACCCGACUACGACAAAUAUUUAGCUUAGUUUUAUUUUGCCCAAAAAGCAAAACAAAAACCCUCUGACAUUUCUUUUUAAAUUUUAUAGGCAACAGACUUACUAAGUUCAUAAGUCAAGGCCCUUUUUUUAUAGCAAAACAGUGCAAACACCCAAAACAGGACGCUCCGAAACACAAAGGUAUUGGCUCUAACAACUGAAGAUGUGCGUCUCAAAAUAUGAAAAAUACCCUUGGUGCUAUACCACAAAGAAUACGAUGCUGUGUUCAUUCAAGAGAAAACUAAGGACCUGGAUGUUCGAAAUCUGUCCUCCUUUUUGAGACUUUACUAAACUAUUACAUUUUUUUUAGCAGCAAGUAAAAAUCUCUAUGGUAUUUUAGCAUGCGAAAAUAGCCGUCUCUUCUCGCUACUCGCCGCUAGGGAGUCGUUUCCCCAGGAGGGACGUCAGGGACUAAAAUUCCAUACUGAUGACUAAAAAUCUGUCCGGAAUCUGGUCAGGAGCUCUGAUUGGCCGACGGAGUAGUUGUAUUGUUUUAGCUAUUGUUUACGAAUGACCGGCAAAGACAAAGGGCCACGAAGAACAAAUGAAAAUGUGAUGAAUCUACUACAAAACAGUCAAUAUUCGUGGAAUAUAUAUUUCCUUACAAGAAGCGUCUGAGUUUUGCUGGAGCUCGUUCGCAGAAGAACCCAAAACUUUACCGUAAUCGACCAGGAGAAACAUAAAAUCGAAGAACUAUUCAUUUGGAACCCCGUAUAUGUAAACAUCAAUUUCAUCAUCAGUGUGGAAUUUCUGUUGCUGAGGGGCAGACGUCCCUCCUGGUGAAACUUCCCUAGCGGCGAGGAGCCAGGAGAGACCGCUGUUUUCUCGGGCUAAUGGUAUUUAUCCUCUCCAUGUGAAGAGUUAAUUUAAGUUGUUUUCGUGGUUGAAACACUGCAAGAGGCUACUGCUGGUAACUUGAUAAACCAUAAAUCUGUCCCUUUCCAGGGCAAGUUUGUGUCGACAAGUCAAAACAGCGGUUUCACACAAGUGUGUUGCCCAGCCCAACACCCGUUGACAUGCCUGCCAAAAGAACAGUGGAGCCCAGCAAACCGAAGGCUGGCAAGAUGCGCAUUUAUAACAUCGGGAAAGACAGCACUUGCAUCGGACAAGAAAAUGCUUUGCAUGGAGAAAGGUACAAUUAG